Molecule: messenger RNA, 450 nt
Organism: Entrophospora sp. SA101
Lineage: Eukaryota; Fungi; Glomeromycota; Glomeromycetes; Entrophosporales; Entrophosporaceae
Source: the annotation of a GenBank genome assembly
AUGGUUAUUUGUAAUGGUCAGAAAGUAGAUUUGGAAAAUGAUGUUUGGACUAUUAUUGGAGCCAGUGAAACAGGCAAAAGUACAGGAAAUCUUGGAAAUCUUGUAUACUUUAAUACCAUUAUUGGAUUUAAGCAUCAAGCGACAGGAUGCAAUUUACAUUCUCAUCAUAAUUCGGAAGCAACUCCAAAAUCGAAGCAUCAGCAAGUGACCCUCUUUGAGAAUGCAAAUCGCGACGAUGAUUGGCUUAUUCGACGUUAUAGUCAAAACGCUUCUUAUGAUGACUCAGGUAGUUUGAAUCAUGGUGAUAUCAUCAGUCUUUUCCAUAUCACAACUGGUAAGCCAGCACUUUACAGUCAUAACAUCUUGUUAGAUGAUGCAACCCAAGAAGUUUCUUGUCAUGGAAAUGGUGAUGAGGAAAAUCAUAAGUGGCGUGUCGAAUUAAUUGUCUGA